CCUAAUUUCUGUUUUUGUUUCUUUUUCUGGUGAGAAAGGAAGCUUUACAUUUCAAAAAUCAUCUCUUCAUACAAGAAAGGAAGCAUUUUUAUUUUUAAACAUUUUGUUUUGGGGUUUGUCAUACGUUCCCUUUACGUGUAGUUUCUUUAUCUUUUAAGGAAUUGUGUCUUUUUUGCUUUUGGGGGUUGAUAAUGACUUUCUAUGAUACCAUAUAGAAAUGGGGUUUAGCAAAAAUUGAGUCUUUAUGGUUUUAAUUUUCUAAAAUUUUGUAUUUGGUGUAAUUUUAGUAUAAUUUGUUAGAUGUUUGUAAUUGUAAGUUUCCGCAUUAGGCCUUUUAUUUUGAUCCAAACAAAAGGUAGCUGCUUUCUUAGUUCAUAUCAUUGGUCCCCUUUUGUUUCUGUUGAUUGAAAAGACAGGAUAAAAGUACUGUUGGCUUUAUAUUAGCUUUUCUUGAUGGAAGCUAAUUGAAUUUGUGCUGUAAAAGGGUAAACUUUUCUUGAACUUCUAUUUUUUUAUGUUGCUUUUGUGAAGGAGAAAUAUAGAGGGAUAAUCAUCAUCUGUGAUUUAUCAUCAGCAGAUAUGAUGCUGGCUUUUGCAAGUCCUUCUUGCUGCAGUGUCCAUACAAGUUCUACUUGCCAUACUUUACUUAGAGAACUAGAGCAAAUAUGGAAAGACAUUGGAGAGACUGAAGCUGAUAAAAACCGUAUGCUGUCGGAGCUGGAGAGAGAAUGUUUGGAAGUUUAUCGGAGAAAAGUUGAAGAAGCUGCAAAUACAAAAGGAUGUCUUCAUCAAUCGGUUGCAACCAAAGAAGCCGAGGUUGCAACGUUAAUGGCUGCUCUUGGUGAACUCAAUAUUAAUUCACUGAAACAGCCAGAGAAGAAGUCAGCAUCAUUGAAGGAGCAACUAGCAUUCGUUACACCACUUAUCGAUGAUUUAAGAGUUAAGAAAGAUGAAAGAGUUAAGCAGUUUGCAGAUGUAAAGACACAAAUCGACAAGAUAACUAGUGAGAUUUCCGAGUAUUCUAAUAUCAUCAAUGCCAUGAGUUCCUUAAAUCUGGAAGAUCAUGACUUGUCACUGAGAAACCUCUCCGAAUACAAAUCUCAUCUUCGUGCUCUUCAAAAGGAGAAGUCUGAGCGGAUCCAAAAAGUUGUGGACUGUGUAAACGAGGUGCACUCUUUGUGUGGUGUCCUGGGGCUAGAUUUUGGCAAAACUGUGAGUGAUGUGCAUCCAAGCUUGCAUGAAACAAGCCUGGGACAAUCCACUAACAUUAGUGUCAGCGCAUUGGAAAGUCUUGAACAGGCCAUCUUCAGACUGAAGACAGAAAGAAAAGUUCGAUAUCAGAAGCUAAAAGAUGUUGCUGGAUUGUUGUUUGAGCUUUGGACCUUAAUGGAUACAACCAGAGAAGAAAAGAGUAAGUUAUCGAGGAUCACUUCCGUUCUUCGUCUUUCUGAGGCAGAGGUUACAGAACCAGGUGCUCUUUCUCUGGAGGUUAUUGAACAGAUAUCGACAGAAGUGGAGAGGCUGACCAAAUUGAAAGCAAGCAGGAUGAAGGAGUUGGUCAUAAAAAGGAGAGCAGAGCUGGAGGACAUAUGCUACAAAAACCAUAUCGAUCCUGAUCCAAGUACUUCAGCUGAUAAAUCUAGUGCAAUGAUAGACUCUGGUCUUGUGGACCCUUGUGAACUCCUGGAAAAUAUUGAAGCACAAAUAAACAAAGCAAAGGAUGAAGCUUUAAGUCGAAAAGAUAUAAUGGAUAAAAUAGACUGGUGGCUUUUUGCUUGUGAGGAGGAAAACUGGCUUGAAGAUUAUAACCAGGAUUAUAGACGUUACAGUGGUGGAAGAGGUGCUCACAUAAACUUAAAGCGCGCUGAGCAAGCUAGAAUUAAAGUGACUAAAAUUCCAGUCGUGGUUAAAGCUUUGAUUAACAAGACACUAGCUUGGGAAGAUGAGAAACAGAAGUUGUUUCUUUAUGAUGGGGUGAGAUUGGUGUCAAUAUUGGAGGAUUACAAAGUGGUUAGAAAGCAGAAAGAAGAGUCAAAGAAACGGGCUCAGGAUCAGAAGAAACUCCAUGAUAUGCUGCUGGCAGAGAAGAAAUCUGUAUAUGGUUCCAAACCUAGCCCAAGAAGAAGCAGCAGCUUUAGGAAGGGAAAUGGUUAUCAUGCCAAUGGACAUGGAUCUGUUACACCCUCGCCACGUAGGAGCUCAAUGUCUUGUGCAACUCCAGAGCUCUUAACACCCCGUUCCAACUCUGUGCGGCACAAUGGUUAUUUCAAGGAAAUGACAAGGCUCUCUACCGGCCCUCUCAACUUUGUGUCUAUGGCUAAAGAAGAUACUGUGUCAUUCUCUUCUAUUUCCGGUUCUGAUCCAGAAUCUCCACUUCAAGCUUGAACCCACAAAUUGAGUUGGUUGAUGACCAUCAAUCCAUCCGUAGCAACUGUUUCCUUCAGAGAGAAUACCACCUACAAUAUGCUUGUGAAUAAUGAAGGAAAUGUACAUUGAUGUAUUGCUGUGAUGUGUUAGGCAAUUCUGGAGCAACGAGUAGAGAUUUUCGAGGACUUCCUUUUGUGCAUGCUGAUGGAUGAAGAUAGCAGCUACCGGAAGAUUGCUGACCAAUGUGUAUUUGUAAGAGAUUUCUUGUUUUAUCGUUUACCUGUACAUACAUUUGCAAUAGAAUUUCCACCAUAUUUUCUUUGGAUUGUAUUAUGCGGUCUUUUCGGAAGCUAGAUCCUAAGAUGAGUUUGUUUCAUGUAUUGCUCACAUUACUCUCUUCAUGUUUGUUUGCGCGAAAAAAAUGAAAUAAUUUUUGAAGCA
Molecule: messenger RNA, 2808 nt
Organism: Solanum pennellii
Lineage: Eukaryota; Viridiplantae; Streptophyta; Magnoliopsida; Solanales; Solanaceae
Product: 65-kDa microtubule-associated protein 6-like
Exons: 12
Coding region: 580-2385 (601 amino acids)
Biological process (GO): microtubule cytoskeleton organization
Cellular component (GO): cytoplasm; spindle
Molecular function (GO): microtubule binding
Source: RefSeq, a predicted model, not a curated record